Molecule: messenger RNA, 1200 nt
Organism: Salvelinus namaycush (lake trout)
Lineage: Eukaryota; Metazoa; Chordata; Actinopteri; Salmoniformes; Salmonidae
Product: stathmin-4-like
Exons: 8
Coding region: 238-1200 (320 amino acids)
Biological process (GO): regulation of microtubule polymerization or depolymerization; microtubule depolymerization; neuron projection development
Cellular component (GO): neuron projection; cytoplasm
Molecular function (GO): tubulin binding
Source: RefSeq, a predicted model, not a curated record
CUAGAUGCUGGCACUCCUCUGGACCAAUAGCAGGGCCCGGUGGUGAUGUCAUGGGGUAGGAGAGGGGCUGUUGCUGAUGCUGCCGCUAGUCUGUAUCCAAGGAGCAAGACAGAGAGAGAGACAGCCUGAUAACCCGGACCUACCCCACCACCCCCAUCCACCAUCAUCAACUCAGCCCUGCUCCGGAGGAGGGAACAGCACUGAGCAGAAUUGACCUGAGCUCAACACAGUGGAAUCAUGACCCUAGCAGCGUACAGAGAGAAGGUGAAAGAGCUCCCCCUGGUGUCUCUGUUCUGCUCCUGCAUCAACCCUCAGACCAUCGACUGUAAGCCCACAUACCAGGCAGAAGAUGCGGUGGCCCUGGGCUGGUGUGUCAUAAAGGACGUGGAGGUGAUAGAGUUGAACAAGCGUUCUUCGGGCCAGGCCUUCGAGGUCAUCCUGAAGCCUCCGUCAUUUGAUGGCGUCCCAGAGCUCAACGCUACCAUGCCCAAACGCAGAGAACUCUCCAUGGAGGAGAUCCAGAAGAAAUUAGAGGCUGCAGAGGAGAGGAGGAAGUGCCAGGAGGCUGAGCUGCUGAAGCACCUGGCAGAGAAGAGAGAGCAUGAGAGAGAGGUGAUUCAGAAGGCCUUAGAGGAGAACAACAACUUCAUCAAGAAUUCCAAGGAGAAGCUGGAGCAGAAGAUGGAGGCCAACAAGGAGAACAGAGAGGCUCUACUGGCGGCCAUGUUGGAACGACUGCAGGAGAAGGACAAACAUGCAGAAGAGGUGAGGAAAAAGGUACUAGCUUUGGCAGACGCGAUGGACCUGGACUUGUGUGUGAUAAAGGACGUGGAGGUGAUAGAGUUGAACAAGCGUUCUUCGGGCCAGGCCUUCGAGGUCAUCCUGAAGCCUCCGUCAUUUGAUGGCGUCCCAGAGCUCAACGCUACCAUGCCCCAACGCAGGGAACUCUCCAUGGAGGAGAUCCAGAAGAAAUUAGAGGCUGCAGAAGAGAGGAGGAAGUGCCAGGAGGCUGAGCUGCUGAAGCACCUGGCAGAGAAGAGAGAGCAUGAGAGAGAGGUGAUUCAGAAGGCCUUAGAGGAGAACAACAACUUCAUCAAGAACUCCAAGGAGAAGCUGGAGCAGAAGAUGGAGGCCAACAAGGAGAACAGAGGGGCUCUACUGGCGGCCAUGUUGGAACGACUGCAGGAGAAGUCUCUCUAG